This is a messenger RNA of Cylas formicarius (sweet potato weevil), 1866 nucleotides long. Its product is annotated as amidophosphoribosyltransferase-like. The record is from RefSeq and is a predicted model, not a curated record. The coding region runs from base 145 to 1746 and encodes 533 amino acids. The transcript has 6 exons. NCBI's taxonomy places the organism in Eukaryota, Metazoa, Arthropoda, Insecta, Coleoptera, Brentidae. Gene Ontology annotation, molecular function: amidophosphoribosyltransferase activity. Gene Ontology annotation, biological process: purine nucleotide biosynthetic process; purine nucleobase biosynthetic process.
AGGGGGUUAUCGGUCACGCCAUAAACAAUCCGCUCGGAUUUCACAAAUAAUAAAAUUAUGCAAACGCUUAUAACGAGCUAAAAACGCCGACGGUAUCGGAUUUCUGCUUACUCUCUAUCUAUUCGUGGUCACGAUCGCUCGAAAAUGACCUCGAAAGAAGCAACGACGGCGGAAGGUUUUCGCUGCGACGAGGGGUCUAGUUACUCGCUGGCGAAACGUCGAGACAGGGGUCGCGUCACGUCCGGCCUGACGCACGAGUGCGGCGUCUUCGGGGCCAUAGGGACCGGCGAGUGGCCGUCGCAGCUCGAGAUAGCGCAGAUCAUAUGCUGGGGCCUCGUCGCCCUUCAACAUAGGGGCCAAGAAUCGGCCGGAAUCGUAACUAGCGAGGGUAAGAGCUCGAAGCACUUCAACAUAGUCAAGGGCAUGGGCAUGGUCAGCAAUAUCUUCAACGACGACGCCAUGAAGAAGCUCAAGGGGAGCCUCGGCAUCGGCCACACGCGAUACUCUACGUCCGCCGCUUCCGAGGAGGUCAACUGCCAGCCGUUCGUGGUGCACACCGCGCACGGGGCUCUCGCAGUCGCGCACAACGGCGAGCUGGUCAACUGCGACAGUCUGAGGAAACAGGUCCUGAACCACGGGGUCGGACUGUCUACGCACUCGGACAGCGAGCUAAUCACGCAGGCGCUGUGCCUUAACCCGCCCGAAGGCGAACCGGACGGGGAACCGGACUGGCCCGCCCGGAUCAGGCACUUUAUGCAGCUCGCGCCUCUCAGCUACUCGCUCGUCAUUAUGCUGCGAAACAAGAUCUACGCGGUACGCGACCCGUACGGCAACAGACCGCUCUGUCUCGGGAAAAUUCUGCCUUUUAACGAGCCGCUGGACGGGGACUGUGAUGAAGCGCGAGAGGCCGAGGGUUGGGUGGUGGCUUCCGAGUCUUGCGGUUUUCUGUCGAUAGGCGCACAGUAUGUGCGCGAGGUCUACCCGGGUGAGAUUAUCGAAAUGACCCGGCACGGUAUCAGGACCAUCGACAUCGUGCAGAGGCCGGAAAACAAGGCUCAAGCGUUCUGCAUAUUCGAGUACGUGUACUUCGCGAGGACCGACAGUAUUUUCGAGGGCCAGAUGGUGUACGGGGUGCGGUUGCAGUGCGGCAAGCAGCUGGCCAUCGAGCACCCUGUAGAAGCGGAUGUAGUCAGUGCGGUACCAGAAUCCGGUAAUGCGGCGGCCCAUGGGUUUUCGAGACAGAGUGGGAUCUCCUUCGCCGAAGUGCUGUGUAAGAACCGAUACGUGGGGCGGUCGUUCAUCGAGCCGAGUAACCGGCUGAGACAGCUGUUGGUGGCGAAAAAGUUCGGCGCUCUGGGCUCUAUCGUCAAAGGCAAACGUAUAAUCCUGGUCGACGACUCGAUAGUCAGGGGCAACACGAUCGGGCCGAUCAUCAAACUGUUAAAGAACGCGGGCGCCCUCGAGGUACAUAUCAGGGUGGCCAGUCCCCCUUUGCUGUACCCGUGUUACAUGGGGAUCAACAUCCCCACUCGCGAGGAGCUCAUCGCCAACAAGCUCAAUUCUAAGGAGCUCGCCAAAUAUGUCGGCGCAGACAGUUUAGAAUAUCUGAGCGUCGAGGGGCUCAUCAAAGCGGUCAGGUACGACAUCAAAUCGAAAUCCAAUUACAAAAUCGGCCACUGUACUGCGUGCCUGACCGGCGUCUACCCGGGGGGCGUUCCCAUCGUCAACGGAGACCUUGACUGGUGAAGUACCAAUACUCGAAUUGCGAUUAGUAGGCCUCGCGAGCCGCUGUCACACGGUCCGGGUCUCAUUAGCGGUAGCGUUAAGUUUAAUUUAUUGAUUUUGUAUGUUUAAUAAAGAAAAUUU